Liolophura sinensis is the source of this 1639-nucleotide messenger RNA. Its product is annotated as ganglioside GM2 activator-like. Gene Ontology annotation, cellular component: cytoplasmic side of plasma membrane. The record is from RefSeq and is a predicted model, not a curated record. The coding region runs from base 94 to 777 and encodes 227 amino acids. Gene Ontology annotation, molecular function: enzyme activator activity; lipid carrier activity. NCBI's taxonomy places the organism in Eukaryota, Metazoa, Mollusca, Polyplacophora, Chitonida, Chitonidae. Gene Ontology annotation, biological process: ganglioside catabolic process; lipid transport. The transcript is spliced from 4 exons.
ACUAUCGGCUGUCGACAACGGGUUGUUAUAGCUUGUGGUGGAGCAUUUAGGAUUAUAUUGUUUGGGUUUGUUCAUUAAAAUUAAGCCGUGAUCAUGAGAGCCUUUCUGUUUGUAGUAGUAGUCGUCUACUUAGGCACUAUUUCUGAGGGCAGUGGUUUGUUAAAUGUGGUUCGAUUCGAAAAGAAGCUUGAGAAGGAGGCCAACAAAGUUGCUCACCUGUUCAACAUUUUUUCGCCUCGGAAAGACGAAGGUUUGAAACCCGUGGAGAUACUGAAGCAUUGGUCCACCAGUCAUGUGAACAACCUGGGGAACUUUGCAUGGAAAAACUGUGGAAAGGCUAGCGAUCCGAUCAAGUUGAUGAACUUUUCAGUGUCACCUGACCCUGUAGUCUUGCCGGGAACCCUCAGCAUUGGCUUUGCCGUUGUCUCCAACAAGACCGUAGUCUCCCCUUUAUCAGCUGAUGUUGUCAUCCAGAAGAAGGUGGGCUCUUCUUACAUCACCGUGCCCUGUGUUGGCACCUUUGGCUCAUGUCAUUAUCAGGAUUUUUGCCAGUUGUUAGCGCCAAUUCCCCAGUGCCCUCCUGAGUUCAUGCAGAAAGGAAUCCCUUGUAAAUGUCCAUUCAAACAGGGGAACUAUACACUUCCCAACAUAACCUUUGACCUGGAUGCAGUGCCCUUGCCCUCUGGAGAGUACCAUGGUAAAAUCGACCUGAGUUAUGAUGGGACUCACAUGGGCUGCUUUGAAAUCUAUGCCAGUAUUGAGGCAGGGUUUGUGUGAAAAGCAGUCUUGUCUGGCAGUGUUGGUGAGGGCUGUGGACACCAUAUCCUCUUGCUCAAUUCCAUCGUCAGUGAAGAGAUUUUCUGAACUCUUUUGGUGUUUCGUAUAUAUAUAUAUAUAUAUAUAGAUAUAUAAAUGAGGAAACAUUCUGCUCUUUCUGUAUAUGUAUAUGUAUGCAUAUAGAAAUGCUUUCAACUCACAUUAACUCCAUGUAUUUAAUAAGGCCAUGCCAGUUUAAAUUGUUCUAGGGGCAGGAUAAAUAUUUUUUUUAAAUGUUGGAGAAUAAAACAGUUUUUUUCCAAUGGAAGACAUUUAGAUGAUCGUAAAACCUUAAAAAACAGAAAAAUCAGAAAAACAUCAAGAGUGAACAAAAUGAAAAGGUGGAUUUUCAGUUUUCCAUCACCAUAAAACACAACAUAAAAUUGGUGUCGUAUAUGGGUGACCUUUUCAAAACCAUCUCCAUUUGACAAUACUUUUGCUGCCAGUCUUUAUAGCAUUCAUUCUCACAUGUCAGCCAGAAACUCCACAGUGUGUCAGUAUAUCUCCUCUAAAGUUGUAUUCCCAGUAGACAUUUUAUAAAUUGGCUGUAAUGCUUAUUGUUAACUGGAAAGUUAUUUUGAUGUAGCAUUGCCUAUUCUAGCUCCUAUUUAUUAAUACUGUAGGACAGUGGUGUUUUUUGUUUUUUUUGUAUUCCUUUGUUUUCGACCGGCAUUUUUUCUACACUUGACUGGAAAGAUAAAUAUGAUUCAUGUUUUUGUAUUUUUUGUAUUGAAAAUUGAGUGUAAUUGGUGAAAAAAAUACGAUAUUUGAAAUGUAUUUGUACAUACAUGUAGAAUUUAAUUAAACAUACAUUCCUACGGAC